Chlorella variabilis is the source of this 885-nucleotide messenger RNA. RefSeq lists its product as hypothetical. Bases 106 to 588 code for a protein of 160 amino acids. Gene Ontology annotation, molecular function: SUMO conjugating enzyme activity. The record is from RefSeq and is a predicted model, not a curated record. Gene Ontology annotation, biological process: protein sumoylation. NCBI's taxonomy places the organism in Eukaryota, Viridiplantae, Chlorophyta, Trebouxiophyceae, Chlorellales, Chlorellaceae. The transcript is spliced from 6 exons. Gene Ontology annotation, cellular component: nucleus.
GUUUUUUUCAGUGAUCCAGGUGGCUGCUUCUACGUUUUGGCAACUGACUUGCAUCCGCCGAGCGAACAGCUCUUGGGAAGCCAUCACCUGGGAGAGGCGUUGGCAAUGGCUGGAGUGGCUCGCAGCAGGCUGGCGGAGGAGCGCAAGGCGUGGAGAAAGGACAAGCCGUUUGGAUUUCACGCGCGACCGGAGCUGAAUGAAGAGACGGGGGAGACCAACAUGAUGCGGUGGAAGUGCUACAUCCCCGGCAAGGAGGACACCAUCUGGCAGGGCGGCUUCUACCCGCUGACCAUGGAAUUCACAGAGGACUACCCCGCCAAGCCGCCAAAGUGCAAGCUGCCGGCCGGCUUUUUCCACCCCAACAUCUACCCUAGUGGCACCGUCUGCCUCUCCAUCCUUAAUGAGGACGAGGGCUGGCGGCCAUCCAUCACAGUGAAGCAGAUCCUGCUGGGCAUCCAGGAGCUGCUAGACAACCCCAACCCUUUGUCACCCGCGCAAUCAGAUGCGUUUGUGAUGUUCCAGCAGCGGCUAGAGGAGUAUAAAAAGCGGGUGAAGCAGGAGGCAGCCAAGUACCCGCCGCCAGUCUAAUUCGCUGAUGGGGCUUGUCAACAACACUUGGGCAUUGUCCCGCGGCCGACCUUGACAGCCACGGGCGCCUCGCACCGGGCGCCAGCCAGAUUGCCUGGUGCAAAAGUGAGCCAGCGUCUCGCCAGGCGCGGCCAAGUGCUGGCCGCGUCAGCCGCUGCUGGCGCCUUGGGGAGUACUCAUCACAGCAGCAGCCACAGCUGCAGCCUAGGCAGCUCAGGACUUAAUUUAACUGCAGGACAGAUUUAGACAACCUGACGCACCGAGGUCGACAUGGUCAACCAGCGCUGUAACCAAUUA